CUUGUUUUUUUUUUGGGCCAGAUCCGCAUCCGGGAUCCGAAUCAAGGGGGCAGAGACAUAACGGAAGAAAUUAUGUCCGGUGGAGGGAGCAGGAACCCCACGCCUCCUGCUGUCCGGCCCACCUCGACCCCUACGCCGCCCCAGCAGCAGCUGCCCAGCCAGGUCCCCGAGCACAGCCCGGUGGCUUGCGGGACUGUGGAGACCUCUCCCCUCCCUGCCGGCAGCCCCACCGCAACGACGGGCGGCCACAAGCAAGAAGAGAAGCCUAAAACAGAUCCAGUAUUAAAAUCUCCUUCCCCUGCCCUCAGACCGGAGCCGAGUGGAGAGAGGAAAGAACAAGCGGGGACCCCCCCCUGCCCAGAGACCUCCUUGGAGCCUCCUGGUCCCGCUGGAGCCCCCUCCCUUGCAGUCGUGCCCCCCAGCAGGUCGCCACUCGCACCGAGCUCGCAGGACGGGUGCGAACUGGCUUCCCCGCCACAGGAGGCUCCUCCUCCUCCUCCUCCUCCUCCUCCGCUCGCCAGGGCUGGGCCCUGCCUGGAAUUGCCCAGUUGCCCCCUGGCGGAGGAGGCCGACCCAGAGAGAUGCCGGGAGGAGCCCUGUAGGAUAAUCCCCGAUGACCUGCACCAGACUCCUAGUGCUAAUCUAAUUAACGAACUCAAUGGAGUUCCCGAAAGGAUAACGCUCAGCGAGGACGUCCCGGAACUCAGCGGAGCGAAGGAAGCCGUGGCUCCGGCCCUGGAACCGGCGAGUGAAGAACCGGAGGUGGAAUGCGCCCCGCCGGCAGCUUCUGUGGUUCCUCCUAGCUCCCCCUCGCUGCCUCCGAGGCCUCCCCAUUCUCCCCUUGCCCUGCCCGUGGCUCCUGCUCCCCACCUUCCCCCGUCUCCUCCCCGCUUGCCUUCCCCUCCUCUCCCGCCGGGUGGUGCUGCUCCGCCCGGCCUCCAGGGGGAUUUGGACAGAGAGGGGUCCCCCUUACCGAUUCUGAGCGAAGACCCUCCCAAUGCGAAAGACGAAGUGGAGUUGGACGGCCGGACGGAAGAAGAAGAAGAGGAGGAGGAGGACUUGGAAGAGGAUGACUUCCAGGGCUCGAGUGCCAAGGCAGACCUGGAAGAAGCCCCAACAGCUACAGCUGCACCAAAGAUGUGGAAGAAACCAAAAGAACCGAGCCAGGCAGCCGAGGAGGAAGGGCUGGAGGCGGCGGAGCCUGAGCCCCAGGCAGAAGAGGCCCUCGGAGAGGAGCAGGUCCCUGAAGCUGAGCAAGAGGCCGAGAGUCUGGACAGGGCCUCCUCUCCGCCCGACCUGAAAGUAGCCAACGCGACCGAAGAAAACGGCGAGCGGGAAGGAGAGCCCCUCCGCAACGGGGCCGAGGGGGCUCCCGAGAGUGAAGGAGGAGGCUGCGUGGAGAGUGCGAGCGAAGCCCCCGCCUGCCCGAUCAAGCCAGCUCCAGAGAGAGGUGUGAGAGCAACGUUUCCGCCACUACAGAACAGUGGAAGCCCGUGGACACCGGAGGGAAGAAGCAGUACGAUCGGGACUUCCUGCUGGACUUCCAGUUCAUGCCCGCCUGCAUCCAGAAGCCGGAGGGGCUGCCGCCGAUCAGCGAUGUCGUCCUCGAUAAGAUCAACCAGCCCAAACUGCCUCUUCGGACGUUGGACUCUCGGAUCUUGGCCCGGGGCCCAGACUUCACCCCAGCCUUUGCCGAUUUUGGAAGACAAGUCCCCGGAGGACGGGGGCAGCGCGGCCUGCAAAGUGCAGCCUCCGCCUGGACUCCCCUCUGGCACUCGAUGUGGCACCCCAGCGUGCCCCUUGUUGGUCUCGUCUCACCCGCAGCUGAGGAACCUGCAAAUAGGGAUGCUGAAUGUCGGGCAGAGGAGAUCUCAGCCGAGCCAGAGGAGGGAGCCCAGGAAGAUCAUCACGGUUUGCGUCAAGGAGGACGUCCACCUGAAGAAAGCGGAGAACGCCUGGAAGCCAAGCCUGAAGAGAGAGACCCACGUGGAGGACCCCGAGAGCAUCAAAACCCAGGAGCUCUUCCGCAAAGUCCGCAGCAUCCUGAACAAGCUGACCCCGCAGAUGUUCAACCAGCUCAUGAAGCAGGUGACCGACCUGACGGUGGACACGGAGGAGAGGCUGAAGGGGGUCAUCGAUCUGGUCUUCGAGAAAGCCAUCGACGAGCCCAGCUUCUCCGUAGCCUACGCCAACAUGUGCAGGGGCCUGGUCAUGCUGAAGGUGCCCAUGGCGGACAAGCCCGGCAGCACCGUCAACUUCCGCAAGUUGUUGCUGAACCGCUGCCAGAAAGAAUUCGAAAAGGACAAGGCCGACGACGACGUCUUCGAGAAGAAGCAGAAAGAGCUGGAGGCCGCCACCACCCCAGAGGAGAGGACUCGGCUUCACGACGAACUGGAGGAGGCGAAGGACAAGGCCCGAAGGCGGUCCAUCGGCAACAUCAAGUUCAUCGGAGAGCUUUUCAAGCUGAAGAUGUUGACGGAAGCCAUCAUGCACGACUGCGUGGUGAAGCUGCUGAAGAACCACGACGAGGAGUCCCUGGAGUGCCUGUGUCGCCUGCUGACCACUAUCGGCAAAGACCUGGACUUCGAGAAGGCCAAGCCUCGAAUGGACCAGUACUUCAAUCAGAUGGAGAAAAUCGUGAAGGAAAGGAAAACCUCCUCCCGAAUUCGGUUCAUGCUGCAGGAUGUCAUUGACCUUCGGCAGUGCAACUGGGUGUCGCGGAGGGCAGAUCAAGGCCCAAAGACCAUCGAGCAGAUCCACAAAGAAGCUAAAAUAGAGGAGCAGGAAGAGCAGCGGAAAGUCCAACAGCUGAUGACCAAAGAGAAGAGGCGGCCCGGUGUCCAGAGGGUGGAAGAAGGAGGCUGGAACACCGUGCAGGGGGCAAAAAAUAGCCGUGUGUUGGACCCCACCAAGUUCCUUAAAAUCACCAAGCCCAGUAUAGACGAGAAGAUCCAGCUUGUGCCUAAAGCCCAGCUGGGCAGCUGGGGAAAGGGCAGCAGCGGCGGAGCCAAGGCCAGCGAGAUCGAUUGUUUACGACCAAGUGCCACUAGCCUGAACCGCUUCUCUGCCCUGCAAGCCCCCGCCUCGACCAUCUCUGGCACCACCCUGGAGCUGGAUCCUCGCAGGGCCGCCUUGACCAGCCGGGGGAGCACCGGCCGGGAGAAGAACGACAACAAGCUGCCGCCCUCCGCGGCUUCCCGUCCCAACGCCUUCCUGAGGCUGAGUAGCAGCGGCAAAGAGCAGCUCUUGGACAACCAGGCCCAGGAGGAGCAGCGGAGGGAGAUGCUGGAAACUGUGAAGCAGCUGACGGGCGGCCUGGAAAGCGACCGGAACAGUACGGAGGUGGAGAAGAGCAAAGCCCGGGAGGCAGUCAAGUCUGAAGCCCCCGUUCCUCACCCCCAAGAAAAGCCGGCCCUGUCAGACGAGGAAAUGGAGAGGAAGUGCAAAUCGAUCAUCGAUGAGUUCCUGCACAUUAAUGAUUACAAGGAAGCCGUGCAGUGCGUGGAGGAGCUGAACGUGCCUGGCAUCCUGCCGGUGUUCGUGCAGGUUGGUGUGGAGUCCACCCUGGAGAGGAGUCAGAUCACCAGAGACCACAUGGGCCAGCUGCUCUAUCAGCUGGUGCAGUCAGAGAGGCUCAGCAAGCAGGACUUCUUCAAGGGGUUUUCGGAUACUUUGGAGACCGCUGACGACAUGGCUAUCGAUAUCCCCCACAUCUGGUUAUACCUAGCUGAAUUGGUGACGCCAAUGUUGAAAGAAGGAGGCAUCUCUAUGAGAGAACUUGUGAUAGAAUUUAGUAAACCUUUACUUCCUGUGAGAAGAGCCGGGGUUUUGCUUUCCAAUAUAUUGCACCUUCUAUGCAAACAAAUGAGCCAUAAGAAAGUGGCAGCCUUAUGGAGGGAGGCUGGCCUCCGCUGGAAGGACCUCCUACCUGAAGAGGACGAUGUCCACACCUUUCUCCUGGAGCAGAAGUUGGACUUCACAGAAACUGACAGUCCCAGUUCCUCAGAAGCACUUUCCCCGAGAGAACUCUCUGCCGAAGAGCUAAACAGGCAGCUGGAGAAACUCAUUGUUGAGGAAGAAGCCGGUGACGAGCAGAUCUUUGACUGGGUAGAGGCUAAUCUCGACGAAAGCCAGAUGAGUUCACCUACAUUCCUUAGAGCUUUAAUGACGGCCGUUUGUAAAGCAGCUGUUUUAGUGGAUAUCUCUAGCUUGCGAGUGGAUACGGCCGUUAUCAAGCGGAGAGUGCCCAUCUUACUCAAGUACCUAGACUCGGACACAGAGAAGGAACUACAAGCACUUUAUGCACUGCAGGCAUCAAUAGUAAAACUUGACCAACCUCCUAAUUUGUUACGGAUGUUUUUUGAUUGCCUGUACGAUGAGGAGGUGAUAUCAGAGGAUGCCUUCUACAAAUGGGAAAGCAGCAAAGACCCAGCGGAGCAGAACGGGAAAGGCGUAGCGCUCAAAUCCGUCACCGCGUUCUUCACGUGGCUACGAGAAGCCGAAGAAGAGUCUGAGGAUAAUUAAAACUGAAUAUACUAAAAAAAAAAAAAAAAAAAGAAGGAAAAAAAAGGAGAGAAAAAAAAAAGAAAACAAAAACAAUUUAAGUAUUUUUUUUAAAAAAAGUUUCAUGUCUUCGCCAAUCACAGAAGUGCAGCAAGGCCAAUUCUCGCGCAGAAAUCCCCCCUUUUCCCCACAUGUGCACGAGCGGGGAGAGGAGAGGAAGAAAAAAAAAAAAGUCACACACGCAAAGGCGAUCAUGGAGGACAGAAAAGUACUUGAAAAUUCAAGUCCACGCAAACCUGAGGGGCAGGAGCACGAAACCAAAAUACAUCUUUAUUAUUUAUAGAAAACUAUUUUCUGUUUUAAUUUUUUUUUUUUUUUUUUUUUUGGUCAUUUUUAAACAAGGACUCAUACUUUAAGAAGAACAAAAUCUGUUUAGACAAAGCAAAAAAAAAAACAAAAAACGAGAACUAUAAUUUAUUAUUUGAAGAACUGCAAGCGUCAGUGUAAUUUUUAAAUUUGCAGUUUCUGUAAACAAAUUGUAUAAUAGACAAAACAAAACAAAAAGCAGAGAAAUAAAUUUCCCUCCCUUUCAGAUCCACCUCAAGUAUUUUUGUUUGAAAACACAGUUACCCGAGUCAUAACUUCUUAAAGCGGGGGGUGUUCAGGAAUGAGAUAGUAGAUAAGGGAGAGGAACUUUCAGGACAAAAAAACAAACAAAACAGACCUCCAGAUCUUCCUGCCUGCCUCUCGGGUUGCUUCCAAAAUUUAAGACAAAAGAAGCAAAAAA
Messenger RNA from Pseudonaja textilis, 5290 nucleotides. Lineage: Eukaryota; Metazoa; Chordata; Lepidosauria; Squamata; Elapidae. The record is from RefSeq and is a predicted model, not a curated record.